Messenger RNA from Coccidioides immitis RS, 1788 nucleotides. RefSeq lists its product as uncharacterized. NCBI's taxonomy places the organism in Eukaryota, Fungi, Ascomycota, Eurotiomycetes, Onygenales, Onygenaceae. Bases 1 to 1530 code for a protein of 509 amino acids. The record is from RefSeq and is a predicted model, not a curated record. The transcript is spliced from 2 exons.
AUGGGCGAAAUUACGUAUUCUGCUGCAAAAGAACUCGAAACUAAUGUCUUGCAUUCGUUGGGCUUUUUGGACCAGCAGAAUAAAUAUUUUGAAGAUUUACCCUGGAAGAGCCAUGUCAUUGAAGCUGUGGUGGCACACCAUCUCAACUUGGUUUCCACAGGCUGCCACGUUGCGGAUCCAAAGGAGUGGCUCUCCGGAACCUUUAAUGUUUGCAUCCCAAUCUAUGUUGAUAACAAACAGGAUCCCAGUUUUCUUCUCCGUCUUCCACUGCCACACAGGGUGGGAGAGAAUGUCAACCCAGGGAACGCUGAUGAGAAAAUCCUUUGUGAAGUUGGCACCUAUAUCUGGCUCCAGCACAACUGCCCUGAAGUCCAUACCCCGCGACUGCAUGGAUACGGGUUAUCAAAUGGACAGAAGUUUACUGCUCUCAACAACCUUCCUUUCUUGACUCGUUUCGUGGAAUUCUUCCGCCACCACUUUUUAAAAUUCCUUGGGUACCCAGUCCCAUCCAAAUAUGUCGCUCACAAGAGCAAGUUGAGAGAGUCAUUAGGAGUCGGAUAUCUCCUGAUUGAAUACAUUGAUACGUCACGCGGCAAAAUGCUGUCUGAGUCGUGGGACCAAGGACGGCACAAUGCUCAAUUACGAACGAACCUUUUCCGAAGCCUGUCUGAUAUCAUUCUGGCUGUUACACGUACUCCUCUGCCGAAGAUUGGUUCUUUCAUUGUGGACGAAAAAGGUCUUCUGAAACUAACGAACAGGCCCCUUACCCUUGAAAUUCAGGAUCUUGAAAAUGAGCAUAUUCCUGUGGAUAUCCCGCGCGAGUUUACGUAUUCCACCGUAGACGCCUACAUCAAUGACAUCCUUGCUUUCCAUGAGAGCCGCCUCCGUCACCAACCUAAUGCGGUUAAUGAUGUUCAAGACUCUUUAUUCCAAAUGGCUGCUCUAACAGUGAUGAGAGCUGUUCGACACAUAUUCUUUUGCCCUGAACUUCGCCGAGGCCCAUUUUUCAUGAGCUUUACAGAUCUUCAUCAAAGCAACAUUUUUGUCGAUGAUAAGUGGAAUAUUACGUGCCUAGUUGACCUCGAAUGGGCCUGUUCUCGUCCAGUGGAAAUGAUUCAUCCUCCGUAUUGGUUGACAAACCAAUCUGUCGAUGGGAUUAAUCUUGGCGAAUAUGAGCGCCUUCACAAGGAAUUUAUGCAAGCUUUCGCAGAACAGAUGCUAAAACAUCCUCGUCAAUCUGGGGGACAACUCCAUUCCAUACUCCAGGAAGGACGGAACAAAGGCACGUUUUGGUACGCCCUUGCACUUGAUAGCCCGACUGGACUUUUUCGAAUCUUUUACGACCACAUACAACCGCGAUUCUCAAAAGAUCAUAUAAAUGAUGCAGCAUUUUUCCGGAUCACUAUGGAUUACUGGACUAUCAAUGCAGCCAAAUUUAUCCAGCAAAAAGUGAAAGACAAAGAACAGUACGAUCAGCUAUUGCUCGAAGCUUUUGAACAAUCUUCCCCGGAUCGGCCCAUGUAUCAAUAAUACCAGUCACCUUCCUCCUGUUGCCCCGUGCCGCUGGGUACCUCCACCCUCACUGCUCCCCUGAUCAUUUUCGCGAGCUUGCAGAUCUCUUGCUGCAGUGUCAAGAGAUGCCAGCGCAUUUUGGAUUCAUUUCUGCUGGGCGCUUCUCCCUGAUGAAGAAAGUUGGUUAAGGGUUUUGGGGUCGCCUUUAAUGCCCACUUUCGCUUCUUCAAUGGUAGCAUUAUAAGACGAGUCCGACCGGCGAUCGGCCAUUUUCUA